AGACUCAUCUUUUCCCAGCAUUAGUUGCUUCGAUCAUCUCAUCCUCAUCACACAGGCUCCCAUCCAAAACUGUCCGUGUUGCGUCAGACAACGCAAAAUUCUUUGAUCUUGUUGUAACCAAAAUUGGUUAGAAAAUUUGGGACAUUUUCAUUUUGCAUAGAAGAGUGUGACAAUUGGCCAACAAUGAUAGGCAAAGUGAUUCUGUGGUGUACUGUUGUGAGUUGUGUGUUGUCGGCUCGGCUGGAUAAUCUAUAUGGAGCACCGGCGCCGGCUGCUGCCGGUCGGGGCAGUGGAGGCGACUCUAGCGUCCUGAAUGCUCCCCACUCCGGUGGAGCACCCGUGAACCAGUAUCUGCCUCCCACUGCCCAGACUGGUGGACAGGGCGGAUAUGCCUCGGUAGGACCACUUGGCGGUAGCCAAGGGCAGUUUGGAUACAACGCUCAACGGCAGCAGCCCCAAGGUCAUGGUGGAAGUCAGUUUGGAGCAAGUGCAGGUCAAUUUGGAGCUGGUGCAGGUCAGUAUAGUGCCGGUGGAAGUCAGUUCGGAGCCGGUGCUCAAUACAGCGGCAGCAGUGGAGGUGCUGGAGGAUUCCAACAGCCAAGAACACCUCAAAUUCCGAUUUUGAAGUACGAGAAUGUGAACAAUGGUGACGGAAGCUAUCGCUUUGACUACGCAACCGGUAAUGGAAUCCAGCAUCAGGAGGAGGGCUACAACCGCAAGAUUGCCCCCGAAUUGGGUGAACAAAUUGUUUCUGGAGGUUACUCGUACACCGGACCAGAUGGCAGACAAUACAAUGUUCAGUACAAAGCAGAUGCUGGAGGCUUCCAACCCGUAGGAGAACAUUUGCCAACACCGCCACCCCAGCCAUUGGAAGUGCAGGAAGCAACACAAUUGCACGCAAAACUGUUUGCCGAAGCUGCCUCCCGUCCAAUUGAUCCAGCCUACCAGGGACCUCAAACCUACAGCCAGCAGCAGCCAGGACAGCAAUACGGAGCACCACAGCCCCAGUACCAGCAGUCCUUCCAAUCGCAGGGUCUACCCCAAACAGCUAAUCCUCAGUUCAAGAGUGCAACUUCGAUCGCCCGCUACCCAUCACAGGGCCAACCUCAAACAGCAAACCCACAAUUCCAAAGUGCCACCUCUAUUGCACGUUACCCAUCGCAAGGCCAGCCCCAAACGGCUAAUCCACAGUUCCACAGUGCUACAGCCGGCGCACGUUACCCAUCUGCCCCGACAACCCAAUAUCUGCCACCCACCAGCCGACAGCAAAGCUAUGACUCCCAAUCCGGAUACCGAUAUUAAUCUUCCCUCAAUAACCUAACUGCCCCUCUCAUCACGUACCUCAGAACCGACCUCGAAGCGCCAUAAAACAAAAGAAGAAGAAAAUCUAUCGAGGUGACCAAACCGCAAAACUGGAACACACGGCAUACAAUAGAGCAAUUUGCAACGGUGGUGAUGCGUUAUCGGCACCGUAAAUUAGCCGCAAAGGCACCACCAGGUGGAAAGCUCCUCCGAAUCACCGAAACGCAUCAACGCAAAGAAUGAACAAUAGGACAAAGAAUACCGCUGGUACCAACCACUGAUGCUGUACAAUCGCUAUAAUGAUAGGAACGUAACAUGUUUAAUAUUAUUUCUCUUACCGACAAGCAAGCAAUUUGUAAACACGCUGAGAUGAAACCAAUAAAAGCGAAGUCAAUGAAAUGAAA
Molecule: messenger RNA, 1706 nt
Organism: Toxorhynchites rutilus septentrionalis
Lineage: Eukaryota; Metazoa; Arthropoda; Insecta; Diptera; Culicidae
Product: pupal cuticle protein 36a-like
Exons: 4
Coding region: 184-1302 (372 amino acids)
Cellular component (GO): chitin-based extracellular matrix
Molecular function (GO): structural constituent of chitin-based larval cuticle
Source: RefSeq, a predicted model, not a curated record